AUGUCUACACCGGACCCAAUAUCACUUCUACACGACUACUACCGAAACAAAGAAGCAGUAUUUCACUUGGACUACGAAAAAGACCAUAUUUCUAGUGAUUACAAAGAUCUUUCACAGGCUGUAUAUCUCCAAUUUGGAACACACAUUUUAGACAAAGAAACGCCAACAACUUUUGAAAGUUCAGAUGAGCCAUACUCGUUAGGCGUUCUUUACCACGCUAUGAAAACCAAAGAUCUAAAUUAUGAUGAGUACCACACAGACGCUAUUGAAAAUGCAAAGUUUCAGGUUCCAAUGAAUUUUAUGGAUCGAAAGAAAUGGCUGAAAGAACUUGAGAAGCAUCUUGCGAGCGCUCCUCCGGAUUUUCCUCCUCCUCCGCCCGUUGCUGCUACUACAACUGUUGAAGUUGAUUCCUCUGAUGAUGAUCCUUUAAACGACAAAUACUCUUACGAUGACCAGGCUAGUCCCAUGGAAGAAUCUGAAUCGUUUGAUGCUCCACGAAAUAACCAAAAUAAUGACCACAUAAUAAAAGAGAAUGAAAAUCAGAUUAAUAGUGGUAGUAACAAUUUUGAUCUGACAGAUCUUUCUAAAGGCGAUGAUUCAGUUGCAAUAGAACGGAAUGACGUGGAUUCGUUAUCCUUCAAUCCUUCCAAAUAUCCUGGGUCACCAUUAGAUUAUGAAACAGAAACUCAUCGUCCGACUCUUUCACCCGUUGAAAUACCACAAACUGACGAAUUCAAUACAGAAACACUUGACAAUGCUUCAUCAAAUCAUGUAGACACUACAAAAACACACAAUAACACCAGCAAUACCAGUGAAUCUCCCAAAAUGGGAAAAUCAAGAACAAAUUCAAAGUUUAGCGCAAGAGGGCAUUCCUCGACGCAAGAUGAUAAUAGGCGCCAAGGUAAAAAACGUGAUUCAACAAAUGCAUUCUUGCACAGUGAAAGUGAAUUGGCGAGAGUUACUUACCUUGCGAAGAGGCAUCGUUGCUCGACGGAUGAAUAUAUGCCCGAUAAGCAAUGGCUUGACGAAAAUAUGACAAAACGUGAACGUCCGAUAGUAGAACAUGAUCAUAUAUCACUCACAAAGAAAAACUCAUUAUCAAAAUAUUUGGAAUUAGCUCAUGAUCUGAUAAAUAAACCAAGACCUUUACAGCCUAAUCAAAUACGAGCUUCAAAUACGCAUUAUCGUUCGUCAUCAUCCAAACCAUCAAGCACCUCAAGAAACAACGAAAAAGAACCUAAGAAACCCAUUAUCAUGGUAUCACCGUCUCCAAGAGCAAUGAUUGGCAUAUACAAUGCAAAAGAUUUCUUCCAGGAUUCGGUAUUUAUUGAAAAUGAGCAAAAACGUAGUCUACACACAGCAUCUAAGCCUACACUGGUCGAAUUCACCUACAAAGAAAAAAAAUAUGAAAUCGCGGAUUUGGCAGAUACCCUUAAGCCUGAGGACUGGGAUCGAGUGGUAGGUGUUGUCGUCGAUGGUAACGAUUGGCAAUUCAAGCAUUGGAAAUGGCAAAGCACUGAGGAAAUAUUCAAAAAAGUGAAAGCCUUCCACUUCAAAUAUUCUCAUCAACCGACUAUCGAUAACGUAUUGAGAUGGGGGAAAUCAGUGCAAGUAAUAAAUAUUUCGCGAGACUUUAGGCAUAAAGAUGCCGAAGCACAUCAAACUUUCUGGGAUGCUUUGGAAACUCACAUUUAUUUGAAUCUCACAUAG
Messenger RNA from Ambispora leptoticha, 1710 nucleotides. The record is from the annotation of a GenBank genome assembly. NCBI's taxonomy places the organism in Eukaryota, Fungi, Glomeromycota, Glomeromycetes, Archaeosporales, Ambisporaceae.